UUUACUUCCGCCAAAACAGAAACUACAAACAAUAAGGGGGAAGGGCAUAAACGAAGAUAUUUUUUACACGUGACAGGAAUAAAAAUGGUAAAAUUAAACUCAUUAUGAUAGAAUUACGGAACGUGUGCAACAUUGUUGCCGAUGCUGCGAAUUAUGUGUCAAGGCGGCGGCGUGAGAGACGCCUUCCCGCAACCGCAAAAGAUAGUGAGCACCCAAGAAUUUUGAAUCAAGAGAAAAAUGGAAUAAUCUUGUUUACCUGGGAUGAUGUCACACAAACAAGCAAGGGAGCCAUAUGUACCCAUGUAGGAUUUUAUGACCCAACUAAGAAAUCCCAUGAGGUGAUUUGGAUUUACAACCAGAGGGCCCGAAUAGUGUCCUGUUCCAUAAACCAAGGGAGGUCACUCUUAGCAUUCACAGUAAUUGGCAGGGAUGACUCUUUCACAGCCAAAAUACCAGGCAAAGAUGUAUACAGUGUGUUUCUAGCAGAAACUCAGGCUACAAGCACAAGAGUUUUCUCCCUUAAUCUAGAGCGACAACACUUCAUAAAAGUUCAGUUUUUGUAUGACAGCCAGACUUCUGACAGGGAGUCCCAUCUGAUGGUUAUGCUGCAUAGAGAGUCUGUGGGACUAUAUCAUAUCAGGCUGGGCAGAGUUGGAGAGAAGGGUGUGGUGAUGAGGGACCAACCAAAGACAGAGCAGUUAAUUAAGCGGUUUUUCUGGUGUCAGUGGGACAUGCUUCACCAGAGGUUGUAUUACCUCCAGUAUGUGAAGCGGGGGGAGGGGGACAAGGCCCACAUUGCCCCCAGCAUCUCCUGUAUACAGUUUUACCAGAACAGCCAGCAUGAUAACAUUCUGGAUAUACCAAUAGAAUUUCCUUUCCCACACAUAAAGACAAGUUCAAAAUUUCAUUAUUCAAGUGAUCAUUUGGAUUGUGGAAUUCCUGAUUCAUAUCUCAAUAUGGUUGUGCUUACAUUGGCCAAUGGGACAUUUUGUAUCUGUUACCAAAAGAUGGUGUCACCUUACACUGUAGAUAGACGGUCACCAGUCAAACGGGCCAAGAUAUCGCCUGGUCCAAACCCUUCUCCCCUGAGUGCCCACAGUUUAUCUGAUACAGAUGAAGAAACUGUUGAUCUUAACUACUACAUUUGUAUGGUGCAUCAUGCCAAAACUCUCCAUGGUUGUGUAACUGGGCUUCCAUAUUCCCGCAAAUACAGACUCCAUUUUUCCUGGCAUGGAGACUACCUAAUGGUGCUGUUACCCGGCCAUUUUGUACAUCUUCUUAAUGUCGGAAUUGAAUUUGAACCUUGCCAACAUAUCCUUCUACACGAACGCAGCAUCAAAGGGAACAUCACUUCUAUACAUAGAAAUGUUGACAGUGGUGUUACCAUGGUUACAGGGAAUGGCGAGUCACAUGAUGAUUCUGUGGCAGCCAUUUUGGAUGUGUCUGUGUUGUCAUCAGCUGCAGAAAAAUUAAACAACCUGUCAAAUACCAGUUUGUAUGAAAUACAGAGAGAUUCUCCAAUGGGGACCUGUUUCUAUGACAACAGCAGUGGUGAGGUGUGGAAAGUCCAUGUUAACAUGGAAACAUUAAUCCAGGUGUUCGUCCACUGUUACAUGUCCACCACCAGGGCGGCUCUGUUACACUAUGUACUGACCAGGACACGCGACUUCUUCUUAAUCAAAAGGCUCUUUGAAAUGCUUAGCAAUGACAUUCCAAGUAGUGAGGUACCUGCACUUAUGGCAGAGUUUCUCAUUGUCACCACCUACUCCAGUAUGAGGCGACAGUUUGACAGAGAAAUCUUGAAGCUGGUUCCGUUCACUGCUUCUGACACAUUUAGAGGACAGUUUGAGAAGAGCUAUGAAGGGGAGAGAAUUGCCCGGAUAUCCUACUCUCCACUGGUCUGUGUAAACAUUGCCUCCAAGUCAGCCAAGGAUAGAACACGUAAGCAAGGCAGUGUGGGGGAUGAUCUCUGGGAUAUCCUGAGGCAUCACCUGCGCUGGAUGCAGGUGGAGGAACUUGUUCGAUUCUCCCACGAAUCUGUGAAAUCUCUGAUGGAGGCAAGAGCCCAAAGCAGAAAUAAGGAAGGAGCAGGCCAGGGUACCAAAUCAGAGGACCAGUUUUUCUUUUCCUCCUUUCAUGGACACAAGUCAAGGUCAAAUAGAUCAGAGUCCCCAGCCCCUGGCACCACAACAUUCAACAACAACAUGAAACGAGUGAGACCAGACACAGUGUUAGGGACAGCCCCACCAUUUCUACAGGGAAACAAUAUUUCCAACUGCUCAGAAAUGGCUAUGGACAUGACUAAAGAAUUGUUCACUACUCAUCUAAACAAGUAUUUAAGGAAAGAAGCAAGAUCAAAAGGUCAUUCAGUUGCCAAGGAAUACAUAGCAUGUCAGAUUCAGCAGUCCAGACAACUCUGUCAUCUUCUGUGGAAUCUUCGUGGUCCCCUCCUCCCCUACACAGACUUGGACUUCCUGCCUAACCUGACUGACCCAUCAUCUGAUGACGAGUAUGAAUUGUUCCAGCUGUUUGAGAGGUAUUAUCAGACAUGCCAGGAUUUAUCAUUCCCACUUCCUCAAGGUUUUAUAUCGUACUUCACAGCUCUGGGUUAUCGGAAUUUAAAUACCAGCCUGUUCUUGCAGUAUGUUGAUCAUGGAGUCCUCCAACUUACAGGAGAAUUCAUGGCUCAGGUUUUAGCAGACAUACAAGACACCAAGGAAGGCGUGAGAAUGAAACAACAAAUAAUUUCCAGAUUACCUCAGAACCUGGCAGAGGAGUGUUAUCGAGAGUGGAACAACCCCCUGUGUCAGAGGUACUUUGCCCACAAACAGGUGUCCAACAUCCUCCAAGAUUUUAACAUCCAACAGGAGCGCAGUAGAAAAUUAUCUGAUUACUCCUACAUGGCCAGAGACAGAUCCGAGAGUUCAAACUCAAGCCUGGCUGAUGUCUCCUUCCCACCCUUAGCUUCUUUCCUACAUUAUCUUGAAACUUUAGACACUACCAAACCGACCCACACCCAGAAUCCAUUAGAUGUGAACUUUUUGGCAGAUGUGGCUCUUUAUCAUACCAGAAAAGAGAACAAAUAUGACAUGUCUACUGUGAACUUCUAGUCUUUACAGAACUUUUGUUUAAAUAACUUGUGAUCAUGGAGAUUUCAUUCAAAUUAGAAUAGUAGUCAAGAUAUUUUAUUUGCCAUGAUAUUUUGGAAUGAUCAUCUUAUCAAGUCAACGGUUUGACCUUUAUCAUGUUGUAAAUUUUGAUUUCACUAGGGGGAGGUAGAUGCAAAAUGCAGAAUUAGUUAUAAAUUUUGCAGUUACCUCCCUCAAGUAAAUUCAAAAUUUGCAAUAUGAUAAGUUUCUGAUCCAUUCGUUCCACAUUGGAAUGGAUCGAGUUGAUCAGAAACCCUUGACUUGGGAAGAUUGGUACAUGUAUGUUAUACAUGUGAUCCUUAAACUAGCUUGACUUGGUUAGAUCUGGUAUGUUACAUCAGUGAUCCUUUAAUUAGCUUGACUUGGGAUGAUCUGCUGGUAUGUUAUAUACAUGUAAGUGAUCCUUUAAUUAGCUUGACUUGGUAGGAUCUGUUGGUAUGUUAUAUACAUGUAAUUAAGUGAUCCUUUUAUAUGAAGAAAUCUGUGAUACCGGUCGUUUAUAUUACUUUGAGUUUAUGAUGGGAUAUUUGUGCAAUAUUAUGAUAAUUGUUGUUAAUUAAAUUGUUACAUUUGAAUAUUUGUUUAUUUAAGGAAUAAAUUUAAUGUUGAAA
Messenger RNA from Saccostrea echinata, 3760 nucleotides. Its product is annotated as protein pigeon-like. Gene Ontology annotation, biological process: positive regulation of amyloid-beta formation. Lineage: Eukaryota; Metazoa; Mollusca; Bivalvia; Ostreida; Ostreidae. The record is from RefSeq and is a predicted model, not a curated record. Bases 105 to 3110 code for a protein of 1001 amino acids. Gene Ontology annotation, cellular component: trans-Golgi network. The transcript is spliced from 31 exons.